Messenger RNA from Octopus bimaculoides (California two-spot octopus), 2676 nucleotides. RefSeq lists its product as uncharacterized. The record is from RefSeq and is a predicted model, not a curated record. NCBI's taxonomy places the organism in Eukaryota, Metazoa, Mollusca, Cephalopoda, Octopoda, Octopodidae. Gene Ontology annotation, molecular function: DNA-binding transcription factor activity, RNA polymerase II-specific; RNA polymerase II cis-regulatory region sequence-specific DNA binding. Gene Ontology annotation, cellular component: nucleus. Gene Ontology annotation, biological process: regulation of transcription by RNA polymerase II.
CAGAUUACUGGAUAACAUUGGAUUAAAGAAUUUAUCAUCUUUGAACUCUUCAAUGAUAAUUUUGCAUUCCUAUUAAACUUGGAUUACAAAAGAGUUUGCAGCAUCUCCAGAUAUUGACCAGGAUAAGAAAUUUUUUUAGGAAUGAAGUGUGUAAACAUCUGCAUAUUGUGGUGAGAAAAUAUAAAUUAUGGAAAGGGAAUUGUGUGAGGACAGUGUGAAAUGUAAAAUGCUGACGGAAAGUGUUGACUUUAAUGGGGAGGUGCCAAAAGAUAUAGGGAAACCAUCUCACAACUGUGAUAUCUGUAAAAAGUCAUUUGCUCGAAAAGAAAGCCUCGCUACUCACAAACGUAUUCAUACUGGAGAGAGACCGUAUCAGUGUGAUAUCUGUGGAAAAUCAUUCUCUCAAAAAUAUGCAUUAACGAAUCACAAACGCAUUCAUACUGGGGAGAAGCCCUACCACUGUGAUAUCUGUGGUCAGUCAUUCUCUGAAGGAGGAACCUUGACUAAGCACAAACGCAUUCAUACAGGAGAGAAACCUUAUCAGUGUGAUUGCUGUGGUCAGUCGUUCUCUGAAGUUGGUACAUUAACUAAACACAAACGUAUCCACACUGGAGAGAAGCCAUUUCGUUGUGACGUCUGUAGCCAGUCAUUCUCUGAAGGAAGCAGCUUAACUAGACACAAACGCAUUCAUACAGGAGGGAGACCAUAUCACUGUGAUGUCUGUGGUCAAUCAUUCUCUCAAAGUCAUGUCUUAACUAAUCACAAACGCAUUCAUACAGGAAAGAGACCUUAUCAGUGUGUUAUCUGUGGUCAAUCAUACUCUACAUUAAGUAUCUUAAGUACACACAAACGCAUUCAUACAGGUGAGAAACCAUAUCAGUGUGAUGUCUGUGGUAAAUCCUUCUCUCAAAAUAAUGUCUUAAAUAAUCACAAACGCAUUCAUACAGGAAAGAGGCCGUAUCUAUGCGUCAUCUGUGGCCAGUCGUACUCUACAGCAAGUACAUUAAGUACACACAAACGUAUUCAUACAGGAGAGAAACCUUACCAGUGUGAUAUCUGUGGUAAAUCAUUCUCUGAAAAUACACACUUAACUGUACACAAGCGCAUUCAUACAGGGGAGAAACCAUAUCAGUGUGAAAUCUGUGGUCAGUCAUUCGCUGUAGGAGGUACCUUAGCUAAGCAUAAACGUAUUCAUACGGGAGAGGAACCAUAUCAGUGUAAUACUUGUGGUCAGUCAUUCUCUCAAAAUGAUCAAUUAAAUAAGCACAAAUGUAUUUCCGCAAGAGAGAAAGCAUAUCACCAUGAUAAUUCAUUCUCUGAUAAUGAUGUGUGAACCAAAAAACAAACGUAUUGAAACAGGAGAGAAAGCAUAUCAGUGUGAUAUUUGUGGUAAAUCAUUCUCUCAAAAACUCCCACUUAACUAGUUGUUGUUGGCACUCCGUCGCUUACGACAUCGAGGGUUCCAGUUGAUCUGAUCAACGGAACAGCCUGCUCGUGAAAUUAACGUGCAAGUGGCUGAGCACUCCACAGACACGUGUUACCCUUAACGUAGUUCUCGGGGAUAUUCAGCGUGACACAGUGUGACAAGGCUGGCCCUUUGAAUUACAGGCACAACAGAAACAGGAAGAAAGAGUGAGAGAAAGUUGUGGUGGAAGAGUACAGCAGGGUUCGCCACCAUCCCCUGCUGGAGCCUCGUGGAGCUUUUAGGUGUUUUCGCUCAAUAAACACUCACAACGCCCGGUCUGGGAAUCGAAACCGCAAUCCUAUGACCGCGAGUCCGCUGCCCUAACCACUGGGCCAUUGCGCCUCCAUUCACUUAACUAGACACAGGUGCAUACUUACAAGAGAGAGAUCUUUUCUGGUUAGCCAUUCUCUAAUGGAAGUACCUCAGCUAAACAUCUUCAUCUUAGAGAGAAGCCGUGUUGUGAUCAGUGUAAUAAAUCAUUGAAUCAAAUGGCGAAAUUAAUUGAACACAAAUAUAUUCCUACAGAAGAUAUCACUGAUAUCUUUGACAAACCAUCCCACUGAAAUGAGGACAACUACACCCUAAUGCAUUCAUACAGAAGAGAAUCCAUAUUGUGAUAUAAAUGGAAAAUCAUUCUCUCCAAAAAGACUCUUAACUUCACAUGUUUGUUAUUCACAGAGAAGACCAACUCAUAUAUUUCCCAAGAAAAUAUGAUAUUGCUCCUUGGAUGAACGUAUGAGAGCUUUUGUAUGUGUCUGUAGUGAAGACAUUGAAUGUAACUACACAAAGACGUGUUACACUGGAACAAUUUUAAAAACAUUAUGCCCUAACCUAACCCUAACUCCAUCAACACACUGAAUACAACACCAACUGGAACUGUAUGGAGAAAGAGAAAGGAGCUUUCAAAAGACAUAGAAGUACAGCUAGAACCAGGAUUAAAGAGUCCAAAUGAAAAUUCUAUCAGUUAUGUAUGUCAUUAUGAAUAAAUAAUUAUUCAACUUGAUAAUAUAAUCGUGUAUUAUAAACUGUUGUGGUGGAGGUAGACGAGACACUAAACUGGCACCGAAGUAAUUUACGGGUAGAAAUGAAUGUAGAGUGAAAUCAUCAUCAUCGUUUAACGUCCGCUUUCCAUGCUAGCAUGGGUUGGACGAUUUGACUGAGGACUGGUGAACCAGAUGGCUACACCAGGCUCCAAUCUGAUUUGGCAGAGU